CAACUACUGUGGACUUUUACAAAAUGUCUGAAAAAACCAGAAAUGAUCAAAAAGUUUCAAUAUCUUCAAGAAUCAACAUCACAGUUAUUGUGAGACAAUUUCAUCCAAAGUGGAAAGAUUCCCCAAGUUCUAUGAUAUUACAAACUGGAAUAACUCUGUUUGGUUUCCUGAUAAUCAUAUUUCUUGUUGUAAUAAGUCAAUUGAAUAAAACGUCUGAAAUGUUAACAGAAGAAGAGAGUAAACAUGAAUCAAUAGAUAAAGAAGUAUUGGCUCGUCAAGAAACAAAAGAUGAUACAUACAUAUUAUCCGUUUAAUAUUCAAUUUAUUCAAGUAAUUUAAUUUGUUCAAUUCAUUUCAAUGCAUUAGGUAUCUUUACAACGGUUAUCAUCAUGAUUUAUCAUAUUUAAUAUUUUAAACAUUUCAUAAACAAAUGAAUUAAUAAACUCCCUAAG
Schistosoma mattheei is the source of this 452-nucleotide messenger RNA. The record is from the annotation of a GenBank genome assembly. NCBI's taxonomy places the organism in Eukaryota, Metazoa, Platyhelminthes, Trematoda, Strigeidida, Schistosomatidae.